Messenger RNA from Erinaceus europaeus (western European hedgehog), 5653 nucleotides. RefSeq names its product jumonji domain containing 6, arginine demethylase and lysine hydroxylase (gene JMJD6). The transcript has 7 exons. Gene Ontology annotation, cellular component: nucleus; cytoplasm. Gene Ontology annotation, biological process: phagocytosis. Gene Ontology annotation, molecular function: P-TEFb complex binding; histone H4R3 demethylase activity. Lineage: Eukaryota; Metazoa; Chordata; Mammalia; Eulipotyphla; Erinaceidae. Bases 216 to 1460 code for a protein of 414 amino acids. The record is from RefSeq and is a predicted model, not a curated record.
CAGGCCAAGGGGCGGGGAAGGCAGCAGCCGCGUGCCCAACCCGGGGCUGGGGAGGUGGUUGGGGAGUGAAUCUUCUGGAAGGCGAUUUUAAAGGCGCCGGGCUAGGGUGAAGGGCGUCUGGGUGCCGUGGCCGUCGGGGUGGGAGAGGUGCGCACGGGCGGCCGGAAGCGCGCUGCGCCCAGGUUGUCGCGGAGCCGGUAGGCGAGUCCCGAAGGAUGAACCACAAGAGCAAGAAGAGGAUCCGCGAGGCCAAGCGGAGCGCGCGGCCGGAGCUCAAGGACUCGCUCGACUGGACCCGUCACAACUACUACGAGAGCUUCUCGCUGAGCCCGGCUGCCGUGGCGGAUAACGUAGAAAGGGCAGACGCUCUCCAGCUGUCGGUGGAAGAAUUUGUGGAGCGAUAUGAAAAGCCUUACAAGCCGGUGGUUCUGCUGAACGCCCAGGAGGGCUGGUCCGCGCAGGAGAAAUGGACUCUGGAGCGUCUGAAAAGGAAAUACCGGAACCAGAAGUUCAAAUGUGGUGAGGAUAAUGAUGGCUACUCGGUGAAGAUGAAGAUGAAAUACUACAUCGAGUACAUGGAAAGCACUCGAGAUGACAGCCCCCUGUACAUCUUUGACAGCAGCUAUGGUGAACACCCCAAACGAAAGAAACUUUUGGAAGACUACAAAGUCCCCAAGUUUUUCACAGAUGAUCUCUUCCAGUAUGCAGGGGAGAAGCGCAGGCCUCCUUACAGAUGGUUUGUGAUGGGGCCACCUCGCUCUGGAACUGGAAUUCAUAUCGACCCUUUGGGAACUAGUGCCUGGAAUGCCUUAGUUCAGGGCCACAAGCGUUGGUGCCUCUUCCCAACCAGCACGCCUAGGGAGCUCAUCAAGGUGACCCGAGAAGAAGGAGGGAACCAGCAAGAUGAAGCUAUCACCUGGUUUAAUAUCAUCCAUCCCCGGACACAGCUUCCAACCUGGCCGCCUGAAUUCAAACCGUUGGAAAUUUUACAAAAACCAGGAGAGACUGUUUUUGUACCAGGAGGCUGGUGGCAUGUUGUCCUCAAUCUUGACACCACCAUUGCCAUCACCCAGAAUUUUGCGAGCAGCACCAAUUUCCCUGUUGUGUGGCACAAGACGGUAAGAGGGAGACCAAAGUUAUCGAGGAAAUGGUAUAGAAUCUUGAAACAAGAGCAUCCUGAGUUGGCAGUUCUGGCCGACUCCGUUGAUCUUCAGGAGUCCACAGGGAUCGCCUCAGACAGUUCCAGCGACUCCUCCAGUUCCUCCAGCUCCAGCUCGUCUGACUCAGACUCAGAGUGUGAGUCCGGAUCUGAAGGAGACGGGACGAUGCACCGCAGGAAGAAGAGGAGGACGUGCAGCAUGAUGGGAAAUGGGGACACCACCUCCCAGGACGAUUGUGUGAGCAAAGAGCGCAGCUCCUCCAGGAUUAGGGACACUUGUGGAAGCCGGGCUCACCCCUGAGCAAAUAACAGACUCUUCCUGAGGUGGCUCCUGUGUAAGCUGGCAACCAGCCAACUCAGUUUUCACGUCUUCUGCUCCUACCUUCUUUGUCUCCUCUGAAUUUGGAUAAUCCUUCUCUGGUCCAAGCCUCUGUCUCCGGUCAAAUACUGUUUGUACUGUUUCCUAAGAAUAGAAUGCCAAGGAAGUUUCUCACAUGCAGCAAGCUCAAUGAAAUGCUGGAGGCCGGCAUAAUGUUGGGUAAGAAGGUUCUGUCCCGUCUCCUCCAAAGUCAAGCUGGUCAGCCGAGAGCGGGAGGGUUAUGUUCCUCUGAAUAUCCUGUUCUGUCUAUUACCUCACUGGUGGUAAGGGACUUCCUCUGUCUACAGAACUAGUGGCGUGAGUGGACAUGAAUUAGUGUGUGAGGUCCUGUGAGUGCUACUUACCUGUAUGGCACCAUUCAUCAAAAAACACAACAAUAACAACAACAACAACAACAAACAGGUUCAGUGGCCCUAGACCAGCCAGCACAUCCAGCACUCACCCACCCUAAGUACCGUCUUAGGUUUCUGUCCCUUCCUCCAUCACACAAGGUACAGCAUUCCAGGGGAAAUUCUUUGCUCUUUGUUUGGAGGAGUGAGGACACUUUCAGACUUUUUUGUCAUGAAUAUGUUGGGAAGGUAUUUAGUGUGUCAUCACAGAACUUUAAAUUACAAGUAGGACCAAGUUCUAACAGAAGUCUCCUUCUUCCCCAUCCUGUGAGCCCAUAAGUAAGGAGGUUCCACUCCGAAAGACUUAAUGGUGACUGUCCCUAUUGAUUUGACCUGUGGACAGUGGGUAGUGAGCUGGCCUUCCCGGCAAGGAGGGGGAAUUCAGAAGUGGUGCAUCUAGUGUUUGUGAUCUGUUUCGCCUUCAGAACAACUUCAGUGUGUUGGACUAACAGGUUUCAUCUCUUGCCCUUCUGAUUCACCUGCUUGCCUUAAUCUGUUCCUAGAUUCAAUUGCAUUUAAAUAAAUCUAAGGGAGUUGUGAAGGACAUGCCCAGUGAAAAGCACUACUCUGGGCUGGAAUAUAGAUUGGUAGGGGCAGUAGCCAUCAGAGGGGAGAAAGAACCUGUACUGUGGUGUCCCAGGGGAGCAGAGGUGUAUAUGUACCCCCUCCACACUCACACAAUCUCUCUCUCUCUUUCUCUCUCGCUCACUCAUGCACGUGUGUGUGUCUAAUGCUGUAUUAUUGUGUGUGUGUGUGUGUGUAUACCACUUAUUGUAUAGUGUUGCCUCUCAGUACCCCCCUGAAAGAAAUUAGCAUGGUCAGCAGAAUCUAGGUCUCUUAUUUGCCAAUGUUACGUUUGUUGUUUUGUUUGGGGGAAACAGAGAAAUUGAAAGGGAAGGGGGAGCAAGAGAGAUACCUCCAGCACUGCUGCACCAUUGAUGGGGCUUCCUCCCGUGCGUGGGGACUGGGGGCUUAAACCUGGGUCCUUGUGCACCCUGGCAUGUGCAUUCUGUCAGAUGCACCACAGCCUGACCUGUAAAUGUUACUUUUUUUUUUCAAAGAUUUUAUUUAUUCAUGAGAAACAUAGGAGAGAGAGAAAGAGCCAGAGAUCACUCUGGUACAUGGGAUUGAACUCAGAACCUCAUGCUUGAGAGUCAGUGCUUUAUUCACUGGACCACCUCCCAGAGCACUUUUCAGCCGACUGGCAGUUAUCGUGUCCUGGCACUGGGCUGGUUAUGACUUUUAUCUAGGGGGCCUGGUCCUUCAUUUUGUGUGAGUCCUGUUUCUGCUAUUUAAAAUGCAGAAAUUGAAAACUCAGCUCUGGGACUGGGUGGAUGGAAAAUGCCGGUCCUUUCCUCGGCUCCACCAGCCACUGCUGGUUUCCUCUUCCCUACCAGAGCCACUCCAGGUCGACACUGGAGGAGUCAGGGUGUAAGGAGAGCCAGUCUUAAAGGGGUCACUUUAGUGUGUUAGUCCCAGGAUGGAAUUAUUCCAAAAGCUUUUAUUUUCCCCAGUAUUGCUAGUAGGUUUUCACACUCAGAUGCUCCCCACAUUUAUGCCAGCUGUUCUUUCCUGAACUUGCUUAGUUAAAAGAAGAAACGCAGAACCUAAGUCAGAAGCUCUCUUGCCAGCAGGGGGCGUGGUGGACACGUGUGCGGGUGGCUGGGAUGGUAGAGUACAAGUUCAAGUUUGAGGCAUCGUCUGCCAGUUUCCUUCCGGAUACUAAAGGUGAUGCGAAUUCAGAAACAACAGGUCUGAGCCCAGCCAACUCUCCUGAAAGUGUCCAGAUAAUACAUACUACCUAUGACUUGCCACUUAACCACCACCUGAAUGGCAAGUACAUUGUAGCUAGGCCAGAGAUUCAGCAGUACGGAAGCAAAGCAGGAGGGGUGAAGGGAGGAGUUCACUAAAAAGGAGAGGGAGCAGACAGGUAACACACCAAGGAAAGCACAGACUUUUGUGCAAGGACCUCUGGGUUCACGCCCCUAGCACUGCGUGGAAGCAUGCAUGGCUGAAAGGUGCCUAUAAUGUCUCUCCUUUCUCUGUACAUAGAAUUGAAAGAAGAAAUAGAAAGAGUUGGCCACAGGCCGGGGAGACAGCAUAAUGGUUAAGACUUAGCCCUGAAUCUCUUGCUCCUAGAUUCCAUCUCCAGCACCAUCAAAAAACAGAGCUGAACAGUGCUCUGGUGUUUAUCCCUCCCCCUCUCCCUCUUUCUCCCUGUGUGUGUGUACCUCUCAUUAAGGAAAAAGAAAAAAGUUUACCAGACAGGAAACUCAAGUACCAAAAAAAAAAAAAAAGUGGCAUGGAGUGGAGUGAUCAGGUAGGAAGAAGGAACUGGGGUCCACCUGGAGGUUCUGAAAUUAAUCUUCACUUACCUGGCAUGAGUGCCUCUUUUGAAUGCUGUCACCAUUGGGAAAAAAUACAGCAUUAAACUGCCUUUAGAGACUAUUUUCCAAGGACACAGUAUUUAUUUAUUUUACCAGAGUACUGCUCAGUUCUGGCUUAUGGUGGUGCCGGGGAUUGCACCUGGGACUUGAGGUACAUAACCAUUAUGCUCUCAUCUCGGCUCCAUAGUUAGUCUUAAAUUCAACCAGCCAGGACCUGGAAAAAAGAUCUUUGACUAAUGACGACUGCUGGGAGGGGACCUAAGAUAUCAGGAGAGAAUGAGGAGGCAUCAGAGACUUUACCACACCUGACCUUAGCCAGAGGGCCAAGAAACAAUACCACAGGCAUUGCCGCCAGCCCAAAGUGACCAGUCCUUCACCCAGCUGCCUCGCUGUCAUGACUCAGGUUGUUGCUAGUAACGUGAUGAUUAGGGUGAUGACUGCAUGGAGGUGUCUGAAAGCAGGGGUAUCAGUCACAUUUUGCUUAUAUGUACAGAUACCCUUUCAUCAUUUCAAAUUCAAUAAAUUUGGGAGUGCUAGACCUUGUGUGUGCUGGGACACAGCAGUGAAAAGCCCAGCUCCCAGUGACUGCUGUUGGUCACAUGAGUUGCUGGUCAGGUAGAGCUGUGCAUGACCAGAGUAAGGGCCUUUCGAAACACAAACAUCUUCAUAAGAGUGUAUGAUAAACAUGAUCACUGUCUUCUUAGUAGUGUCUUCUUGGUAUUUAAAUGAAGGAUCACCAAGUUAAUUAGAGACUCAGCUUUGAUAGGAUUUAGAAUUUCAGACAGGAAUGUGGGGUGGAAAAGAAGUAGUAGAUGUGAAAAGUGCCAUCUAGGAGGUAGGUGUCUAGCCACAGUGGUGGGCUCUUUGAUUUGUGUGUAGCAUUUCCAGAAGUGAACUAAGCUGUCGUGUGUGUUCAGAACACUGAUGCCAGUUCUGUGUGGAAUCCGGUUUCUGGCUCAUAGGCCUUGGCUUCUGUCCCAUGUUACAGUACUGUUAGUUCCCUUGUAGAAUACAUAGCAAAAUGAGUGUAUGUGCCCUGGGUGAUGGCUCUCACUUUUGCCUUAUUGUUGGAUAAACAAACUUGAAAUGUUUCGCUCCACGGAAUCUCCCAAGAAGGCUGGCCCACCUGCUGUCUCUGAGGUGUCUCUAUACUGCAGAAGAGUUGGGACUGUCUGCUGAGUACCUCAAGCCUUCUGUUGUCAGAACUCUGAGCAGCCUCCUAGCCCUGCUGCUCCUGCGUGCUGUGAGGUCCACCAAUGGGCCUGCCGUUGCAUUGGUGUUUUUUAAACCUUUCCUGGAAUGAAACUUUUUCAUUUUAAAUAAAGCAGUUUGAUUUGGA